GAACGCCUCGCGCCAUGUUUUUCAGGCGCAAUCUUUAAGUCCGUGGCACGAUGAGCUGGUGGAGGCGAAUCAGGGCACGCAUGCAUAUAAGCUCGCUCCUGGGCCGUGAUACCACCAGACUUGCCCAACGACAAUGACUCAACAGAUUGCAGCCAUAUUUGGAGCAGGGCCAAAGGUGGGGAAAUCUGUCGCCCUCCGCUUUCUCAGUGGUGGCUACAAGGUCGCAGUCGUGUCCCGCUCGGGGGCGCAGAGUCUCGACGAGGAGGUGGCCAUCCAGAAUGGGAACCUCCGUCAGUACAAAGCCGACUUUUCGAGGGCAGAGGAGACUGCACAUGUGUGCAAAACGAUUGAAGACGACUUUUCGUGUCCCAUCAGCGUCUUCUUCUACAACGCCUACGGAGGCACAGGCGCUGGCCAAAACAUUUUGCAGCCGUCGCUCGACACCAUGCGGAGGACACUUGAGGUGAACACCUUGUCCGUCUAUGCUCUUGCUCAACAAGCUGUCGCCGGCUUUGAGAAGCUCCCGCAGCAGGUUUCCAAGGCCUUUAUCUUCACCGGAAAUGGCCUCGACGAUCCCAAGACCUUUCCACGGACACCGCCCAGUCUCUUGUCGCUCAGCAUUGGCAAGACCAGCACUGCUCAGAUCAUUGACGCGGCAGCUCAGAUCUUCGGUCCCAAGGGCUUCAGGUUCUACUACAUCGACGAGCGCGUCAGCGACGGCACGCCCGCUUACAAUGGAAGAAGCGCAAAGCCACUGGAGAGUGACGUCGUCGGCGCCCUUUCUGAGGGCCUGGACCAACCAAAAAAGCGCCACAGCAGCUUUCUUUUACAAUUUUCGCGGAAAAAAACCCUGUCCGGGCCGACACAAGGAAGCUCAGAAAGUUCGAGCUCUAUCCUGGCGAAAAAGAGGGGAGAGGAGCAUGGUCCGGGAUCUCAACAACAAAACGACCACAACGACAACAGAGACGGCAAGAAGGACAAGAGACGAAUGGAGAGCGUCGAUGUCUAUCGGUCGGCUGGGCGGCAGCCCCUGUCGCACGAGUGGCCGCCCUUUCUGAAGUCGUACAGGCGCGGGCGGUGGGACGACGACUGGGGCAAGAUCAACGUCGAGACGAUCGAAAACGAUGCUGGCGUUGAGCACCUGGGAGAAAGACACUGCAGCUUCGACUUUUUCCGCGAGCACGGCUUUCUCGGAGCCCCUCGGCCAUCCAAGGAAGCAGAGAAGCUGAUACGAACCACGCUCCUGCACCACGGCCUGGGCCAGCCGACCAAGAGCGAGGAACUGAAACUCUACUGCGAGAUGGCCAAGCGUAUCUUCAGUGUGGAUGCUGCCCUCUUUACCAUGUCGUGCAUCAACGAGACGCGCGUGUCCAUCAUGGCCCAGUGUGGUGAUGCGGGGAUCCCUGACAGCAUCCCGAGUGCCUAUGCGCUUUGCUCGCACGGCUUCUUGCUCCCGAGCAAUGCUGCUUUUGUUGUCGGCGAUCGGCGACAGGACUGGCGCACAAAGGGCUUCGUCCAGCGUGACGUGCACGGCGCCGAAAUGCAGUUCUUCGCGUCCGUUCCCCUGCUUCUUUCCUCUCCCUCGUCGUCCUGCUCAGCUGGGCAGAGCAGCAAGGUCCAUGUGGGCAACCUAGUCGUCAUGCGCAAGGCGCCCUGGACCGACUUUGGCGACGACCGGGCGCGCCUGCUCCAUGAUCUUGCUGCCAUGGCGGCCAAGACGAUCGAGGUCGACACGCUGAGUGUCAAGCAGCAGAAGGCCGUCGCCUACCAGGAGGGCAGCGCGGCCCUGGCAGGUGUUUCGCGAUCCCGUGACUACGCCACAGCAGGGCUCGGAGAGCAGCAGCAGCAGCAGCAUCAGCAGCAGCACUUUGUCCAGCUGCUCGCCCGGCUCUUGGAUGCUGCUCUCGUGGCCAUUGUGGACCUCUCGCAGACAGAGGACAAUGUCGUGGCCAGUGGCAGCAGUAGCACAGCAGCAGCAGGCCAAUUGACCAGUCAGGCUCUGAGGGAGCUCCUGCCCUGUCGCGGCGAGGGCCACCUCGUUUCCUGGUGCCAGGGCGUCGACGACGACGACAGCGACGACAGCGACAGCAGGGCGAAGCUCCUUGCCGUUCUGCCACACGCCACAAGGGCCUUCUUUGCGCUGCCAGUGCAGUCCGAGGGCGUCGAUGUCGUCAUCGUGGCCUCGUGGUGCGACGAAAGGCUCCUGGACGACACCGACACCCACUUCCUCUACACGGCCGGCGUGCUGCUGCACAAUGUCUUUCUCCGCGAGCAGGCCCUCGUGGCACAGCACACCCAGCUGCGCUUCGUCCGGUCUGUGCAGCAUGAGAUGCGCACGCCCCUCAACUGCAUCCUCGGCUACCUCGAGCUCCUGGGCGAGCGGCCGGCGUCGGCAGAAGCGAACAAGGACGAGCUUCUGGAGGCGGCCCGGCUCGCGUCGCUCGACCUCAAGGCCCUCGUCAACAGCGUGCUCGACCUCGAUGUGGCAGCGUCGGCAAGGCUGGAUGUGCCCCUUGUUCUGGACGAGGGAGUGGGCGCCGCCGAGGAACAAAAGGAGGAACCCCUCGGCAGACUGGUGGAGGACGUCUGCCGUGGCGAGAUUGGCCGGGUGGCCCAACUCCAGCGGCAGGACCUCCAGAUCUUUGAUGACGCCCGUCCCUUCAACCAGCUUCCCCUCGUCAUCCUCGACGUCGACGCGCGGGCCCAAGCGCUCAUGGUCCCGUGCCCCGCCCAGGCACGACGCAUCCUCGCCUGCUUCCUCUCCAACGCACUCCGCUUCACCGACGCCCGUGGCCUCGUGCGCGUCGAGGUGCUCCCAAACCCUGGCCCGUCACCCUUUUUCGAGGUACGGAUCGAGGACAGCGGCGUCGGCAUGAGCCAGACGUUCCUGGAGCGCGGCUAUCUCGAGGCCUUUGAAAAGGCCAGCCCGUUUACAGUCGGAGCAGGCGUGGGCGCAACGCUGGGCGCCAGGCUCGUCGAGGGUCUUGGUGGCCUCUUCUCCGUCCGCAGUGCGCCGGGCCAGGGCACGACCGUCUCCUUUACGCUCCCGCACCUGCCUUUGCCUUCUUCUUCGGAGUCGGCGCUGGUCGUAAACGAAGCGCCGCUGCUGUUCGUGGGCAAGAAGUACUCCAUCGUUGGACAGAAAGACGACCCGGACCAGGGCCUAUCUCAGCCAGCUAUCGCGCAUUUGGAGCGCUGUUUGGAGAGGCUGGGCCUGGUGCAGAGCACAGGCGCAGGCGACGCCGACGUCGAGAUCACCAGCUGCCUCGUCGAUGGCGCCAAAGUCGUGCCCAACGGCGGUGCCAGGACGAUUGUCCUGGCACGCACGCCUGAGCACGCAGACCAGGCCAACAUCUUGGCAGCGCCCUUUGGCGUCCUGGCGCUGCAGACAUGCCUCACUACCGCGCUGGCGACGCGCCGGGCUGCUCCGCCCCGUCGCACACCGUCGUCACCGCCGCUGGACAGCAAGCCGCGGAUCCUCCUCGUCGAGGACAACCCGAUCAACAUGCGCCUCCUCACCGUCAUUGUCUCCAAGCUGGGCUACGCGUACGCAGAGGCAUUCGAUGGCCUCGAGGCUGUCGACAAGUACCAGACGUUCCGGCCCCACGUCGUCCUCCUCGACAUCUCCCUGCCCCACCUCGACGGCUUUGAGGUCUGCCGCCGCGUGCGCGAGCUCGACGUCGGUCACCGGCCCCUCAUCGUUGCCACGACGGCGCUCUCGGCCGAGGCCGAUCAGCGGCGCGGGCUCGACGUCUGCGGCAUGGACCACUGGCGCACAAAGCCCCUCUCGCCCCGGGCGCUGCGGUCGGAUCUGCUGGCCUGGCUGUCUUCCUUCUGAGUGCUUUCCCUUCCUCUUCAUUCUGUGCAUCCACCUCGUCACGGGCCUCAUUGUAUCAUACCAUCUAGCAUGCAUCGUCACUCUAUUCACC
Molecule: messenger RNA, 3929 nt
Organism: Acaromyces ingoldii
Lineage: Eukaryota; Fungi; Basidiomycota; Exobasidiomycetes; Exobasidiales; Cryptobasidiaceae
Exons: 10
Coding region: 134-3838 (1234 amino acids)
Biological process (GO): protein autophosphorylation; phosphorelay signal transduction system
Molecular function (GO): phosphorelay sensor kinase activity; histidine phosphotransfer kinase activity
Source: RefSeq, a predicted model, not a curated record